AUUCGUCCGCUCACAGAGAUUUCUGAUGCGAGUGUUCUUUUCGCUCUUUGAUAACAAGCUUUGUUGGGAUUGAUUGCUUUAUUUGUGAAUUGAAUUUUGACAGACGAUUUAAAUUGCGGGCUACUUGCACUUAUUUAUUUCAAGUUAUUCAUCGCAACUUAUCCGAGAGUUGCCACAAGUUACUGUUUAGUAAAAAAAAAUCUUUUGUGACAAAUGCAAUCGCGAUUUUUUAAAUAUGAAACUUUUUUGCAUGUUGUUUAAAAUUUACAUCCUGUGUUGACCUCUUGGUGAAGUAUUUGGUUUUUAUUUGCAACUGGAAAAAUAAAUCGUCGUAACGAUCAAAUGCAGAACAUCUUGCAAUCUUAUUUUAAUAUGGGAUUUUGAUAAUUUGUGGAGAGAGGAGCUUCUUAUGGUGAAUAAUGUAAAAAUGUUCCAUCACCGUGAACCAAGUUACUCAAAAUAUAAAUCAAUUCGAGCUCAUUCCAGCAGAAUAAAAAAAAGAAUACAGAAGGUGUUCCGGAAAUACCUCACAUUUUGUGGGAUUGGUGUUCAGAAUGCGCAGCUCUUUGAAAUGUCUGUUCGAGAAUUUAAGAGAAACCAGCUUCUCCUAAGUCUCACUAAAUCAAUAUUUGAAGAAACAAUUUGUCUUGAUCAACUCAUCAACAAAAUAAUGGUUACAGCAGAGGAACUACUUCAGUGCGAAAAAUGCAGAGUAUACCUCGUUGAUACUGAACACAAUGACCAGUUAUUUUAUCAAAGACUUGACCAAGCUUCUGAAGACAGAUCAAGCACCUUACCGCUAAUAUUCAAACCUAAGAAAUUUUCGCGACCACAGGAUGUAAUUUUUACUACUAUUUUUGAACUGAGGAGGGAUGAACAAGAAAUUAGACGUCCUAGUUUAAAAGACAUCUUAAAUCAUGAAGCUGCUCAUGUCCACUUUGCUCGUCAUGUUGUUGCCACAGAACAAACUUACAAUUGGUCUGGUACAGAUGAUGAGAUAAAAGCUGUCAGGUCCUCAAAUAUCUCUGCUGUUCCUUCAGAUUUUCCUUCAGACAAAUUAAGAAGUAGAGUGUUGUCCAUACCCAUAUGCAGCAGGGACAAUAAGGUCAUUGGUGUAGCCCAGCUUGUAAAUAAAUCUAAAGGACAAGUCUUUACAGAAUGUGAUAUCAGUACUUUAGAGGCAUUUUCAAUGUUUUGUGGCCUUGGCAUAUACAACACACAAAUGUACGAAAAUGUUACGAAAUUGAUGGCUAAACAAAAAGUUGCAUUAGAAGUUUUGUCAUAUCAUGCAUCAUCUUCACUUGAGGAAACAAAAAGGUUAAUGCAAACUUCAAUUCCAUCUGCUGAAAAGUUCAAAUUGUACAGUUUUGAUUUCAGUGACUUCAGGUUAAAUGACGAUGAUACCUGUCAAGCAGCAAUUCGUAUGUUCAUGGAACUGGAUCUCAUUCAUAAAUUUCGUAUUCCAUAUCAGGUUAUGUGCCGGUGGAUUUUAAGCGUAAAAAAGAACUAUCGUCCUGUAAUUUAUCAUAAUUGGAGGCAUGCUCUCAAUGUUGCACAGACUAUUUUCGCUAUGUUAAUGACUGGUCAAAUGCAAGAAAUGAUGUCAGACAUGGAAAUGAUGGCAUUACUUGUUGCAUGUCUAAGUCAUGACCUUGAUCAUCGAGGAACAAAUAAUUCAUUUCAGACAAAAAUUGAAUCUCCUUUGGCCAUUUUGUAUAGUACUUCAACGAUGGAGCAUCAUCAUUUUGAUCAGUGUGUUAUGAUACUUAAUAGUGAGGGGAACAAUAUUUUCCAGUCUCUGUCUCCAGAAGAAUAUAAAACUAUUAUUUCUAUUGUAGAAUCUGCAAUUUUGUCCACAGAUUUGGCACUUUAUUUUAAAAAAAAGGAUGCAUUUUUAAAACUAGUGAAAUCUGGUUCACCUGACUGGAAUAAUUUGCAAAAUAGAGAGCUGUUAAGAGGAAUGAUGAUGACAGCUUGUGAUGUUUCUGCUAUUACUAAGCCAUGGGAAGUUCAGAAAAAAGUAGCAGAGCUUGUAGCUGGAGAAUUUUUUCAACAAGGGGAUUUAGAAAAAGAAAGACUAAAAGAACAACCUAUAGCUAUGAUGGAUAGGGAAAAGAAAGACGAGUUACCUGUUAUGCAAGUUGAUUUUAUUGAUUGCAUAUGCCUUCCUGUGUAUGAGGCGUUGACUGAUGUUCAACCAGCAUUGAGCCCUUUACUAGACGGUUGUCUUGAAAAUCGUAAACAUUGGCAAGGUCUUGCAGAGACUAAAUCCAAAAAUGAAACAGACCUAUUUGUUCAUAAGAAUGGUUCAAAAAAGAUGUUUGAAAUUAGGCAUCCUACGAACGGCAUCAUACAUCUACCUCAGACUGACUGUUAUAUUCCAGACAGCUGCAAUGGAUGUGCUGAGAACAGAAGACAAGAAAUGUUCUCAGGAGACCAAAAGGAGGAAAGCAUUGAUGGACUCUUCUCGACUGAAACGUCUCAACAAAGAACACCAUUCUGGAAGUUUUUGCACCGUCCUCUGAUUACAUGACUCCCUCUCCCUGGAAUUAAUUUAUUUAACCACAUACUUAAUUGUUUGUACUGGUAUGUAACACUAUUUGUAAUUCAAAAUAGGGUAAUGGCACCAGUAACAGACAUGCUUAAGACACUGUUAUCAGGUUAACUCAAUUUUCUGAGCCUUUUAAUGCAUUUAGACUUUCAAAACUUUUUCUUUCAUGCAACUACAUCCCUUCUAACGAUUUCCUGCUUCUGGAUCAUCUAAAUUAGUUAAUUUAUUUGCUCCAUUUCUUAAAAAAGGUCCGACCCCCCCAGUAACAGACACUGCCAAUUCUGAUGAUACCCAGCAACAGAUAGGAUGAGGAAAGGAGGAGUAAUGGACAGAAUCCCCUUUUUCUCUUCAAAAUGUGCAAAAAUUCUUUAUAUUUAGAUCUAAAACCUUAAAAAAUUCAAAUGAACAUGGAACACCCCAAGACAUCGUGGUUGCUGUUCAUAACUUCCACCACUGCCUUGUAAAUCCCAACUGGCUCAUAAAAUUCACUCUGAUAACACUGGAUGGUUUCACCGUAUUCAUGGGUCACAGCAAUAUCAGUUAUACCUGCCUAAAAUUCUUAUUAUUUAAAUCCAAACUUACAACUGUCUGUUACUGGACCCAUGUCUGUUACUGGUGCCAUUACAUUAGUGAUAGUAUACCACAAAUGUCAUAUCUCCAAUUACUGUGAAAAAUGUAUUUAAAGAGGCUAUUUUCUUUUAUUGCAGAAGUUCACACAUCCAACUGUUUUUAUACACAAUAUUUGCAUUCCAAGCCCUUUUAUUGCAGAAAAAUGUACAGUACCUAUCUUGCAGUCUGAGUUCCUAUUGCAUUUAGGCUAUAACUAUUGUUCAAUAGUGUGUGUAUAGUGUUAUUUCUAAAUUCAGAUUUAUAAAAUAUUUUGCUGCGGAGGAUAUAAUUAAUUGGGAUAUAAUUUGGGAACUCUUGGUAAUUGAAUUUUACUCAGCAAUUAUUGUUAUGAUACUGUUGCUAAUACAGAGUUACUGUGUCUAAAGUUACAUUCUGUACAAAACAAGUUUUAAUUUUCUGCGCUUAUGAGCAAAACCUGUUCCUUGGUUUUUGUUUUACAACAGGGUUUUACCCUUCCUUUAUUUAUAAACAGACUGCAAAAUAGGUGAUGGUGAAAUAUUGUUGCCAUAAGUAAAAUGUCAAUUUUUCGCCAUUUGUGAUUUGCCAACUAUGCUUUAAUAAAAAGCAUGCGAAAUAUGUAUAUAAGAGCGUUAAUUAUUCCUCAGCUGUUUUUCCUGUCAGUAUUUUGUUGAUUUAAAAAUUUCUUUUUAGCACCACUCUUAUUACAUUUUGAAUUUAAUAUUUUAUUUUAAAUUAAUCUUUGCAUAUUUAUCACAUCAUUUUUUUAAAUUGUCAACUAAUUUGAAAAACAAAACAAAACCAUUAUAUUGUGUCUGUAUGAUUUUUUUUUUUUUUUUUGAAAAAACAGCUAAAUAGCAAAUCUUUUCACAAUUCCAAUAAACCAUAGGAGGCAGGUGCUACAGUCUCUUGCUAAAGGCGACUGAAAGAGAUAAAUCAAAGAAAUGCCGUAACAUAUAACCUGCAUGCUUAAGGAAUUACAAUAAUUUUUGAACAUGUUUUUUCGUUUUAAUAUUUUAAAAUGAUUUUUUAAGUUUAGUGAAUUCUAGAAGUUCUUCACACAAUUUUAAAUUUAUUAUGCCAAAAAAAAAAAA
Messenger RNA from Uloborus diversus, 4233 nucleotides. Its product is annotated as cGMP-specific 3',5'-cyclic phosphodiesterase-like. Gene Ontology annotation, molecular function: 3',5'-cyclic-nucleotide phosphodiesterase activity; protein binding. Gene Ontology annotation, biological process: signal transduction. The record is from RefSeq and is a predicted model, not a curated record. The transcript has 20 exons. Bases 410 to 2533 code for a protein of 707 amino acids. NCBI's taxonomy places the organism in Eukaryota, Metazoa, Arthropoda, Arachnida, Araneae, Uloboridae.